Messenger RNA from Engraulis encrasicolus (European anchovy), 938 nucleotides. It is a transcript of the gene exosc5, whose product is annotated as exosome component 5. The transcript is spliced from 6 exons. Gene Ontology annotation, cellular component: cytoplasmic exosome (RNase complex); nuclear exosome (RNase complex); nucleolus. The record is from RefSeq and is a predicted model, not a curated record. Gene Ontology annotation, biological process: nuclear mRNA surveillance; poly(A)-dependent snoRNA 3'-end processing; rRNA catabolic process. The coding region runs from base 123 to 785 and encodes 220 amino acids. NCBI's taxonomy places the organism in Eukaryota, Metazoa, Chordata, Actinopteri, Clupeiformes, Engraulidae.
UUUUAGUUUGACAUGGUUGUCGCCGGUCUUGUAACCCGGAAGUCGUGUUGAAGUCUGCGUCACUGCGUGCUUACAGUUGUUGAAGUGUGAGUCGUUUUAUAUUAACGGAGCAAUUAGUAAAUAUGGAUUUAAGUGAACCAGAAUUCAACCCCUCUACGAGAGAGUUUGGAUGCGAGCAGAAUCUUCUUUCCAGACCCGACGGUUCAGCAACAUUCAUUCAAGGAAAUACAAACGUCUUGGCUGGUGUUUAUGGACCAGCAGAGGUGAAGGUCAGCAAGGAGAUCUAUGACCGUGCAACGCUGGAGGUCUUGAUACAGCCCAAAAUAGGCAUGCCAGGUGUUCCAGAGAGGGCCAGAGAGCAGUGCGUGCGCGAGACGUGUGAGGCGGCUCUCCUGUCCUCCCUUCAUCCUCGAUCCUCCCUCACCCUCAUCCUUCAGGAGAUACACGAUGACGGCUCUCUCCUGGCGUGCUGCCUGAAUGCGGCCUGCAUGGCUCUGAUGGACGCCGGCCUGCCCAUGAGCUGUCUCUUCUGUGGCAUCACCUGCGUCAUCAGCUCAGAGGGCCAGAUCAUUACGGAUCCCACAUCACAGCAGGAGAAGGAGAGCCGAGCUCAGAUGACCUUUGCGAUUGAUAGCAUCGAGAAAAGAGUGAUGAUGACCUCAACAAAAGGAGCCAUCUCAGUUCAAGAGCUUCAAGAGGCCAUAGCUUUAAGUCAGAGAGCCUCAGAGCGGAUUUUCCAAUUCUACAGAGAUUCAGUGCGUCGGCGCUAUUCCAAGCUUCAGUAAUCACAAGUGAGAAGACCUCACUACUUUGUUGGGACUUUUGUACAUUUUGUAAAUUCAUGAUGCCUUCAUUAUGCAUGUGUGUAUACUUCAUCAAUGGAAUAAUGGAAUUGUAGUGUGUGAUUCUCCAAUAAAUUCUUAACCAAUACAUUUUUA